CGCUCUUUAAGGAGAGGGAAUCCAGCCCACAUAUUUAUUGCAGCCGCUGGAAAAAAAAAGAAAAAAAGAAAAAACUCUUCAAUAUCCCCCAAGAUGGCCGCCGAUGUAGGAUCGAUGUUUCAAUAUUGGAAGAAAUUUGAUCUACGGCGGCUCCAGAGGGAGCUCAACUCUGUAGCAUCUGAGCUGGCGGGUCGACAAGAAGAGAGUGAAGAUUCCCAUCGGCAUCUGGUAGACCUGAGUAGGGAGUUCAGGAGGAAUGUACCGGAGGAAGUCCGGGAGAUGGUGGCACCAGUUCUCAAGAGUUUCCAAGCCCAGGUGGUCACUUUGAACAAGCGGAGUAAGGAGGCUGAGUCUGCUUUCCUCGGUAUCUACAAACAGCUUAUUGAAGCCCCAGAUCCAGCUCCUGUACUGGAGGCCUCACACACCCUGGAGAAAAGGCUGCAGCAGCUUCAGAAUUCAACCCCAGACAGUGAGAGUCUGGUACGGGAGAUCAGUGUGCACUGGAGGAAACACCUGGAGUGCCUUGAAACCACAGGACCCACUAACAACGGUCCUGCGCACCCAACAGAGACAGGGGACCCCUCAAGGUCGAGAUCUCCAGCUUCCCAUAUGACCCCCAACAGCAUGCCGGCUGCAGGAGCCCCAGGCUCUCCACAGGAGAUCUACCAGGACCAAGCUGAGGGACAAGGCGAGGAGGAGAAUGCUGGUGUUAGUUUGGCUGACAAUGACAAACUGUCCGAGGCGGAGGAGAAAAUCAAGGUUCUGAAUUCAUUCGGUGAUGUCGCUUCAAGUCCACAUCUUUGGGACACGGCCCAGACGGAGCUGCUGGACCUGCGGUGUAAAUACAGCCAAGAGAUGACAAACAAGGCAGACGAAGUUAGCGCCAUCAUGGCCCAACUCGAGAAGGCAAACCAGAGAGCAGAAAUGGCCCAGCAGGAGGUGGAGAGGCUAAAGGAGCAGUUAGCCAGCGGCCCUCACCCAGCAGAGGGCACUAGCAAGGAGAGCAGUGAGAAGGGUGAGGUGUCGCCCUCUGAACUGGAGACCACGCUUCUCGCUAAAGAUCGUGAAAUCAUUCGUCUUCUUGAAAACGUCCAGCGGCUGCAGUUCACCCUGCAGGAGGUUCAGGAGAACUCGGCCAAUCAGAUCAUAGAGUUGGAGCGGCAGCUGGCCUACAAGACCGAAGCUAUCGAGAGAUUAGAAGCCAAAUUGAGAUGUCAAAUGGAUUAUGAAGAGAUAAAAACUGAACUCAGUAUCCUAAAAGUCAUGAAACUGGCCUCUGUGAACGGUAGCUCAUCCCAGGACUCUACCAAGACCACAGAUGUGCUUCUUCUGGAUAAGGAGGACUUUAUUCCAUCUCAUAAAUACCUGUUGGAUAAAGCCCACAUUUUGCACAGCACUGAUGAUGACCGCUCUGAGGAUGGAGGCAGAGAAACAGGCAGGCCACCCGGGUCCACCUCCUCGUCAUCUCAGGUGAACGGCCGCACCUCGCUGAGUCCUGGUCCUCCAACACUGGACGGCUUCUCCUCCGGCCACGACCUCCCUCGUCCCUUCUCUGUGUCGCCGUGCUCUGGUGACCGACUGUCGGCCGACCACCUCCUCCACAAGCAUCUUCUCUCCCCGCAUUUGAAAAAAGAGAGCCACAUGGCCUUCCCCACUGCGCUGUACGCGGCCAAGGUGGCCCUCAUGUCCAGCACGCAAGGAUCAGGCGGUAGCGACACAGGCCUGCUCAGCGACCAGUCAGAGAGUGGCGGCUCCAGUACUGCCGGGGAUGACGAGCAGAUAGACACGGCAGAGAUUGCCUUCCAGGUGAAGGAACAGCUACUCAAACAUAACAUCGGCCAACGUGUGUUCGGCCACUACGUGCUGGGCCUCUCCCAAGGCUCAGUCAGCGAGAUCCUGGCCAGACCUAAACCUUGGAGGAAGCUGACUGUCAAAGGCAAAGAACCCUUCAUUAAGAUGAAACAGUUUCUCUCUGAUGAGCAGAACAUUCUGGCACUUAGGACCAUCCAAGUCCGCCAGCGAGGGAGCAUCACUCCACGUAUCCGAACUCCAGAAACUGGGUCAGACGAUGCUAUCAGGAAUAUCUUGGAGCAGGCCAAGAAGGAGAUCCAGUCCCAGAGGGGAGGGGAUUCCAGGACCUCCGUAAACACCGCUUUGAGCAGAAGCAGCAACGGAACAGGCAACGGCUCUGACGAAACCAUUAAGAACAUCCUAGAGCAGGCCAGGAGAGAGAUGGAGUCCCAGCAGCACACCCUGGUAGACAUGGAUGGCUGUGGAAGAGCCUCGUCAGUCGGCACGAUAGCCCAAGUGGAACGUCUGGGCCCCCCUGAGCGCUCCAGGGGCUUGCCUUUGCCCAUAUCCAUUAAGCAAGAAGAGGGGGGCUGUGUUACUGUUUGCAUGGCCAAUUCCAUCAGCAAUCCCCAGACACCACUCAGCGUUCUCUCUCCAGCCGCCUUUGUUCAGAACAUCAUCCGCAAAGUGAAAUCAGAGAUCGGAGAGGUCGGCACAUACUUCGACCAGCACUGGGCUCAAGAGCGGGGGUCGAUGGGGCUGGCCGGUGUGGGUGGCUCACGACCCUUUAAUUCCAUCUCUCCCUCGGUGUCUUCCUCUUCCUCCGGUCCUUCUGUGUUGACUCGACCCUGGCCCCGCCUGGAGAACGGUGAGUGUCUCAGCGAGGACGCUUCCGCAGCCGAAGAGGAGCUGGGGCUGUGUCGGCCCACGGAGGUUAAGGUGGAGUCGGACACUUCGGUCAGUGGCGAGUCUCCAGGCCCGAGUCCCGGUCGGCUCUCCUACUACCCGGCGUACGUUCCCCGAGCUCUGAAGCCGACCGUCCCACCUCUGACUCCAGAGCAGUACGAGUUGUACAUGUACCGAGAGGUGGACACCAUCGAGCUAACCAGGCAAGUGAAGGAGAAGUUGGCGAAGAACGGCAUCUGUCAGAGGAUCUUUGGUGAAAAGGUGCUUGGGCUUUCCCAGGGCAGCGUGAGCGAUAUGCUGUCACGGCCUAAACCCUGGAGCAAGCUGACCCAGAAAGGCCGGGAACCUUUCAUUCGCAUGCAGCUCUGGUUACUUGACCAGCUGGGCCAGACCCUAAACCAGACCCUAAACCAGGGCCCCAACCGGGGCCACGCUCAUGAUAAAAGUCCGGUGAUGACCCAGUCUUCCCCCUCGCCGCCCGUAAGCCCGGCAGAGGGUCAUCCCAGUCCGCCGGUUGAACCGGUCAGCCUCUCCCUGGAAAGCAGCAAGGAGAACCAGCAGCCAGAGAGCCUGGUGCUGGGGCUGCCUCCCCAAACGGAGGGAGGGAAGUCCACCCCCAGCCUCAUGAUCCAGCAUCACCCCGCUCACCAACUCGGCAUCCAAGAACUGGUGGCCAUGUCUUCUGAGCUGGACACCUAUGCAAUCACCAAGAAGGUCAAGGAGGUGCUAACAGACAACAACCUGGGCCAGCGUCUUUUCGGGGAGACUAUCCUGGGUCUGACUCAAGGUUCUGUGUCCGACUUGCUGUCCCGACCCAAACCUUGGCACAAACUCAGCCUGAAAGGCAGGGAGCCGUUCAUCCGCAUGCAGUUGUGGCUCAACGACCCCCACAAUGUGGACAAGCUGAGGGCGAUGAAGAAGAUGGAAAAAAAAGCUUACCUGAAGAGGCGUUAUGGGCUGCUUAGCACAGGCUCGGACAGCGACUCGCCCAGCACUCGCUCCGAGUGUGUGAGCCCGGCCUUGUCCUCGCUGGACCUGUGCUCUUACGGUCAGGCCAAAAAGCCACGGGUGGUGCUUGGAGCGGUGGAGAAAGAGACCCUGAGGAAGGCCUACCUUUUGGAACCAUACCCCUCACAGAACACCAUUGAGAUGUUGGCGUCACAGCUCCACCUCAAGACCAACACUGUUAUCAACUGGUUCCACAACUACAGGUCCAGGAUGAGACGCGAGGUGCUCAUGGAGGGUCUGCCAGACAAUGACACGGACGCCGAGCACCACGCCGACUCCCCGUCAGCGGCACAGAGCCCUCGCUCCGAGGGGGAGGACAGGAAGCCCUCAGGACACAACCACUGCGGCCUUCCUCCCGGCGCCGACGCCGCCCGUCCUUUCGUCAAACAGGAGGCGGCGGACGGGGAAAACGAGGGGGAGGCCAAAGCCGCGCAGUGUUUCCCCCCCGCCGUGCAGUUGAAGAGCGAGCUGGAGGACGCCACCAUCGGCUGCUGCGAGACCUUCUUGACUGGCCAGAGUAUGAAGAAGGAGGAGAGGAUGAGCCCCCAGAGGGAAGACCCCAGGAAGUCCCCCGUCGACCCGCUCAGCUUCAAGGCCUCGUCGGAAGCCUGCCGGAGCAGCUUGGAGGUUUCUCUCAACUCCCCGUCUGCCGCGUCCUCGCCCGGUCUCAUGAUGUCCGUCUCCCCCGUGCCCUCCUCCUCCGCGCCAAUAUCACCCUCGGUGCCUAACCCGCCCUCCAGUCACGGCCCGGACCCCAACCCGCCUCCCUUCCAGAGCCCCGUGCUCAACAGGAGCAGUCAGAGACGCAACGAGAAGGUGGCCAACCUCAAUAACAUCAUCCACAGGCUGGAGAGGGCGGCCAAUCGAGAAGAAACACUAGAAUGGGAGUUUUGAGUAGCAAAUAAAAAAAGCUGAAGACUUGGAACCGGAGCCUGGCUCCAAAGUGUAAACGGGAACAAGGAGCAGACACGAUGCUGACGUCCCCACAGGAUCUCCAAGUUGGAGAUUGGAAAGUUUCUAAACGCGUCUUUUUUUUUUUCUAAUGCUUUGAACUUCGUACGACAGCGCUCGCUGUCCUCGUACCAUUCUGGACUUGACAUGGAGACUCGCAGCUAUGGUGUCAUAAAAAUGCGCACUGAAAUCCUGUAGAUUUGCCACUUGGUGAGAUUAAAAAAAAAAAAAAAAAAAGACCCCUGUCUUAAAGCCAUGAAAAGCACUAUAAUAACUAUUUAAAAAGAGACCUUGACCAAAUUUGCUACUUUUUGCAUAGCAAUUUUUCAGAUAUUGUCUUUAAAGAUCGGACUGAUUAUAAGUCAACGUGACGUCGUUUUAACCGACCUGAGGGAUAGUCCUUUAAGACUCUAAAAUAUUCCACAUCUUGUAUGUAAAUUAGUUCCUCGGUGAAAUGUUUGGAAAUAUUUGUAACUCACACGUAUAAAAAAAAAAAUGUGUUUGUACAUGUUGUAGGAUUGUCUGCAAUAGCCUUCUCUGAAACCCAUGUAGCAUGGUACUCACCUGUAGUUAGUCACCUGUGCUUAUACUUCAGUGGAAGCUAGAGGAUGAAAAAGGGGCGGGUAAAAUAACGCAAAGGGAGUGACGAAAAUAACGAGUGGAAUACUAACUCUGCAAAGAGUUGAUGAGAUGUACCGGUAAUGACCCACAAAUAUUGUCAUGAUCCGUGCCCCGGAUCGUUUUCUGAUAUGUUCUGUUAGUUCCUGUUUUUUGUGCACCCUUGUUUGUUUUAGUUACCAUGGUUACUUAUUAUUUCCACCUGCCUCUGAUUAGUGUUCGCCCGCUCACCUGCUGCCCGAGCACUACACUGCAAAAACAGGAAAAAAAUAUACAAAAAUUAGGGGUACCGUAUUUUUCGGAGUAUAAGUCGCACCGGAGUAUAAGUCGCACCUGCUGAAAAUGCAUAAUAAAGAAGGGAAAAAAACAUAUAUAAGUCGCACUGGAGUAUAAGUCGCAUUUUUGGGGGAAAUUUAUUUGAUAAAACCCAACACCAAGAAUAGACAUUUGAAAGGCAAUUUAAAAUAAAUAAAGAAUAGUGAACAACAGGCUGAAUAAGUGUACGUUAUAUGAGGCAUAAAUAACCAACUGAGAUCGUGCCUGGUAUGUUAACGUAACAUAUUAUGGUAAGAGUCAUUCAAAUAACUAUAACAUAUAGAACAUGCUAUACGUUUACCAAACAAUCUGUCACUCCUAAUCGCUAAAUCCCAUGAAAUCUUAUACGUCUAGUCUUUUACGUGAAUGAGCUAAAUAAUAUUAUUUAAUAUUUUACGCUAAUGUGUUAAUAAUUUCACACAUAAGUCGCUCCUGAGUAUAAGUCGCACCCCCGGGCCAAACUAUGAAAAAAACUGCGACUUAUAGUCCGAAAAAUACGGUACUUAUUAUUUCCACCUGCCUCUGAUUAGUGUUCGCCCGCUCACCUGCUGCCCGAGCACUUCACUGCAAAAAGUCAGUGUUCAAAAACAAGAAAAAAAUAUACAAAAAUGAGGGGUAUUUUAUUUGAACUAAGCAAAAUUAUCUGCCAAUAGAACAAGAAAAUUUCGGCUUGUCAAGACUUUCCAAAACAAGUAAAAUUAAAGCUGCAAGCAGCGAUGGACGGGACCGACUUUGAGGGCUCAUAAAAUCCAAACCAGAGCAGUGAUUAAAACUAUUUCAUCAACUUUUAAUCAGAAGGGUUCAAUCUCUCUCCUGUGCUAAUUUGAAGCCGACACGACAAACGCGCUCAGAGGAGAUAAUGUUUGAAAAAAGGUGACUGUUUUUACUCAACUUUGGUUUUGAAGGGGGAAUUGCAAACUUCCUGUUGAUUUUUGCUGGGGGUUGUCCCGUGUAUGAAAUAUAGGUCUAAGUGAGACCUACAUAGAGGUUUUUGUUUCAUGUCUCUACGACAUUCCUACUGGGAGUUACAGGUAGUUUGGUCUGUAUUCUUCCUAGGGGGCGCUAGAGCGCAAUUUUGAGUUUUGGGAUUUGUUUUUUUUUGCCAGUCCUGAUGUGUGUGUCCAAUUUGGUGAGUUUUGAAGCAUGUUAAGGGGGUCAAAUUACAGCUCAAAGAGGCGGCGGUAUAAUAAUAAAACGCUAGAAAUACAAUAGGGUCCUCUGUCCCAAAGGGACUCGGUCCCUAAUUAGCUAACCUCAAUGAACCCAAAAAUACCUUAAAAUAAGUACAUUCUCACUAAUAACAAGUGCACUUUUCUUGGUAGAAAAAAAAGAGACCUUUUUGCUCAAUAUGUUGAAAAAUAUUCUUAAAUUAAGCUCCUGUAGAACUUUGUAGUGUCUGGCCUGGUUCCGUAGGCUGUCAGUACUUUCAGUCCCUACACUGCAAAAAGUCAGUGUUCGAAAACAAGAAAAAAAAUACAAAAAUGUGGGGUAUUUUAUUUGAACUAAGCAAAAUUAUCCGCCAAUAGAACAAGAAAAUGUCGGCUUGUCAAGACUUUCCAAAACAAGUCAAAUUAGCUAACCUCAAUGAACCCAAAAAUACCUUGAAAUAAGUAUAUUCUCACUAAUAACAAGUGCACUUUUUUUAACAGAGAAAAAAAAUAGAUAUUUUUUCUCAAUAUGUAGAAAAAUAUUAUUAAAUUAAGCUCCUGUAGAACUGUAGUCUCUUACGUGAAUGAGCUAAAUAAUAUUAUUUGAUAUUUUACAGUAAUGUGUUAAUAAUUUCACACAUAAGUCGCUCCUGAGUGUAAGUCGCACCCCCGGCCAAACUAUGAAAAAAACUGCGACUUACAGUCCGAAAAAUACGGUACUUAUUAUUUCCACCUGCCUCUGAUUAGUGUUCGCCCGCUCACCUGCUGCCCGAGCACUUCACUGCAAAAAGUCAGUGUUCAAAAACAAGAAAAAAAUAUACAAAAAUUAGGAGUAUUUUAUUUGAACUAAGCAAAAUUAUCUGCCAAUAGAACAAGAAAAUUUCGGCUUGUCAAGACUUUCCAAAACAAGUAAAAUUAAAGCUGCAAGCAGCGAUGGACGGGACCGACUUUGAGGGCUCAUAAAAUCCAAACCAGAGCAGUGAUUAAAACUAUUUCAUCAACUUUUAAUCAGAAGGGUUUAAUCUCUCUCCUGUGCUAAUUUGAAGCCGACACGACAAACGCGCUCAGAGGAGAUAAUGUUUGAAAAAAGGUGACUGUUUUUACACAACUUUUGUUUUGAAGGGGGAAUUGCAAACUUCCUGUUGAUUUUUGCUGGGGGUUGUCCCGUGUAUGAAAUAUAGGUCUAAGUGAGACCUACAUAGAGGUUUUUGUUUCAUGUCUCUACGACAUUCCUACUGGGAGUUACAGGCAGUUUUGUCUGUAUUCCUCCUAGGGGGCACUAGAGCGCAAUUUUGAGUUUUGGGUUUUUUUUUUUUUUUGCCAGUCCUGAUGUGUGUGUCCAAUUUGGUGAGUUUUGAAGCAUGUUAAGGGGGUCAAAUUACAGCUCAAAGAGGCGGCGGUAUAAUAAUAAUAAAACGCUAGAAAUACAAUAGGGUCCUCUGUCCCAAAGGGACUCGGUCCCUAAUUAGCUAACCUCAAUGAACCCAAAAAUACCUUAAAAUAAGUACAUUCUCACUAAUAACAAGUGCACUUUUCUUGGUAGAAAAAAAAGAGACCUUUUUUGCUCAAUAUGUUGAAAAAUAUUCUUAAAUUAAGCUCCUGUAGAACUUUGUAGUGUCUGGCCUGGUUCCGUAGGCUGUCAGUACUUUCAGUCCCUACACUGCAAAAAGUCAGUGUUCGAAAACAAGAAAAAAAAUACAAAAAUGUGGGGUAUUUUAUUUGAACUAAGCAAAAUUAUCUGCCAAUUGAACAAGAAAAUUUCGGCUUGUCAAGACUUUCCAAAACAAGUCAAAUUAGCUAACCUCAAUGAACCCAAAAAUACCUUAAAAUAAGUAUAUUCUCACUAAUAACAAGUGCACUUUUUUUAACUGAAUAGAUCUUUUUUCUCAAUAUGUUGAAAAAUAUUCUUAAAUUAAGCUCCUGUAUAACUGUAGUCUCUUACGUGAAUGAGCUAAAUAAUAUUAUUUGAUAUUUUACGCUAAUGUGUUAAUAAUUUCACACAUAAGUCGCUCCUGAGUAUAAGUCGC
Molecule: messenger RNA, 8764 nt
Organism: Entelurus aequoreus (snake pipefish)
Lineage: Eukaryota; Metazoa; Chordata; Actinopteri; Syngnathiformes; Syngnathidae
Gene: cux2b
Product: cut-like homeobox 2b
Exons: 23
Coding region: 94-4599 (1501 amino acids)
Biological process (GO): regulation of DNA-templated transcription
Molecular function (GO): DNA binding; DNA-binding transcription factor activity, RNA polymerase II-specific
Source: RefSeq, a predicted model, not a curated record